This is a messenger RNA of Thamnophis elegans (Western terrestrial garter snake), 3488 nucleotides long. RefSeq names its product glutathione-disulfide reductase (gene GSR). NCBI's taxonomy places the organism in Eukaryota, Metazoa, Chordata, Lepidosauria, Squamata, Natricidae. The coding region runs from base 64 to 1566 and encodes 500 amino acids. The transcript is spliced from 13 exons. Gene Ontology annotation, molecular function: glutathione-disulfide reductase (NADPH) activity; NADP binding; flavin adenine dinucleotide binding. The record is from RefSeq and is a predicted model, not a curated record. Gene Ontology annotation, biological process: cell redox homeostasis; cellular response to oxidative stress; glutathione metabolic process. Gene Ontology annotation, cellular component: mitochondrion; cytosol.
ACAGGACCCCGCCCGAGAGCAGGAAAAUUAACCCUUUCAACCCCCGAGGAGGGAAGAGGCGGGAUGCGGCUACCUCGCCCGCGUUUUGCUUUCUGCACAGUUCCCUUCCGUCCUCCUCGUCGCGCCGCUGUCGCCGCCAUGGCCCAACUCCGUGCCUCUUCUUCUUCUUCUUCGCCGGUCACCACCUUUGACUACCUGGUGCUGGGGGGCGGCUCGGGCGGAUUGGCCAGUGCCCGACGCGCCGCGCAACUGGGAGUCCGGGCUGCUGUGAUUGAAAAAGGGCGACUUGGAGGCACUUGCGUGAAUGUUGGGUGUGUACCUAAAAAGGUGAUGUGGAACACUGCUGUCCAUUCUGAAUUCAUCCAUGAUCAUAUGGAUUAUGGUUUUAAAAUAGCUGAUGUGAAGUUUAAUUGGAAAAUAAUUAAAGAAAAGCGUGAUGCUUAUGUGAAGAAACUGAAUGAGAUCUAUCAAAAUAAUUUGAAUAAGGACCACGUGGAAACCAUUCGUGGGCAUGCAACAUUCACAGCUGACCCUGAACCUACAAUUGAAGUUGAUGGCAAAAAAUAUAGGGCACCUCAUAUACUGAUCGCUACUGGUGGACGGCCUGUAAUUCCCAGUGAAAGUGAAAUACCAGGAGCAAAUUUGGGAAUCUCUAGUGAUGGCUUCUUUGAACUUGAAGAGUUGCCCAAGCGAAGUGUUAUUGUUGGUGCUGGAUAUAUAGCUGUUGAAUUAGCUGGUAUUCUUUCUGCAUUAGGCUCCAAGACAUCCUUAUUGAUACGUUAUAAUGAGGUGCUGAGAAAUUUUGAUUCUAUGAUCAGUUCAAAUUGUACUCAGGAAUUGGAACGUAAUGGAGUAGAAGUCUGGAAACAUUGCAAGAUUCAAUCAGUUACAAAAUCAGCUUCAGGGCUCUUGGCAAUAGCGGUUACAUCCUAUUUUCCUAAUCAAAAACCCACUGUGAACACCAUUGAGAAUGUUGAUUGUCUCUUGUGGGCCAUUGGUAGAGAGCCCAAUACUGAGGAUCUAAACCUUGACCAAUUGAAUAUUAAGGUAGACAAAGCAGGCCAUAUUACUGUUGAUGAGUUCCAAAAUACCAGCAAAAAGGGAAUCUAUGCUGUUGGAGAUGUAUGUGGGAAAGCACUCCUUACACCAGUUGCAAUUGCGGCUGGAAGAAAACUGGCACAUAGGCUUUUUGAAAAUAAAAAGGAUUUUAAAUUGGACUAUACCAACAUUCCGACUGUGGUUUUCAGUCACCCACCUAUUGGAACAGUGGGACUAACAGAAGCGGAAGCCGUGAAUGCAUAUGGAAAAGAUAAUGUGAAAAUUUAUAUAACUUCUUUUGUCCCCAUGUACCAUGCAAUAACAGAAAGGAAAACAAAAUGUGUGAUGAAAUUGGUCUGUGCCACUAAACAAGAAAAAGUGGUAGGACUUCAUAUGCAAGGUUUGGGGUGUGAUGAAAUGCUCCAAGGUUUUGCAGUAGCUGUCAAAAUGGGAGCAACAAAAGCUGACUUUGAUCAGACGGUGGCUAUUCAUCCAACUUCUUCAGAAGAAUUUGUUACUCUUCGUUAAGCUUCGUUAAGGCUUUCCCUAUGGUGAAUUAAGUACUCUUUUUUUUUUACACAAAAUUGUGCAAUUCAAGAGAAGCCUUCAUUCUGCUGUAACAAAUUUAUACACAUGGAUGUAAUUUAUAUUACUUGAAAUCAAUAAUUUUGGAUUUUAAAAAAUGUCCUUUUUCAGCUUGAUUCCUUGUGACCUUUUGGACAUAUUCAUAGUGACUUUGGCAUCUAUAUAGACGUGAUCUUUCAUUGCUUUCUGGCAUGUUGUUUUCAGGUUCCCAGUGUAGCCUGCUUUAGUUUUUCCUAGUGGUCUCCUAUCCAGGUACUGGCCAAUCCUAACCCUAGUUAGCCUCUGAGCAGAGACAAAAGUAGUAAGAUGCUACCAUCUGUUGAGACUGCAAUAAUAAAAUGUGCUAAAAAGGCAAACAAAUUAUCAUAUAAGCCCAAAGAGGAAAUAAAAUCUAAGAGUAGAGAAGAAAAAAAACCCAUUUUGGGCUAUAGAGAAACAAAUGGAGGAAGUACUGCAACCAUAAACACUAUAGUAAUUAGUAUUUUGGUUUAUUGAGCCUUGGAUUAUGAAAGAUGCCAUUUCCUGCCUAUUGGGAAAUGUAACCCAUGUAGACGUUAGCCCACAAGAGUUUAGUAAGAGCACUACUUUACUAUUUACUAAUCCAUAUUCUGGAAAACCGCAAACAUUGUUUAUGUUAUCCCCCUAUAAAUUAAAAAAUUAAAAUCCAAUAUGUAGGCUUUAGUUAUUCUUUUGAUUUGUUUCCAACAGAAAUUACCAAUGUACAGUUAUCUGUAACUAAAAAUUAGGGAACAAGCUUUUCAUCACAAGAAGCAAAUUCUACCAAGCAAUAUCACAUUGUGUAAAGCAUACCGGUAAGAGUUCCCAUUCAGCCAUAACCUUAUUAAACAACAUUAAUUUCUCUGUUAGAAUUGAAAAAUAUGGAUUGGGGAGAUAGCUGCAUCCUAUACUUUUCUGUUUGUUAUUGCUGUGAGGCCCAGGAGGCGUUAGGACUGAUUGCUAUCACCUAUUUAGCACAGCCUAGGGAACACGUAUAGCUUUUAAGGGAUGCUAUGGACAUGGGUGACUUUAGUUCCACUACCGCCUACCUGUAGAUGAUGUGUAUAUAAUUACAUGUGUAUAUGCUUACUUCAUUGCCAUGUUCUUAUAUAUGUUAAAUAAUAUACAACUAUAUAUUCCUAAUGCAUUUCUGAAUCAACAACCAGUAUGAUAUUUAUUCACUUUCACAAAAUAUUUGCAGUUCAAAAUAUUAAUUCUAAAAUUAUACUCCACAUACAUUCUGAAUGAACUAAUGAACAUCAUUCUAGGAAUUUGUCCCAUUGCAUUUUCACAAAUGCUAAAUUAAAUGGGAUGUAGGAAGUCUUGCAACACUUGUGUCCUGUUAAGAGAAUUAGGCUGUAUUUUAUGUUCAGUUUACUUUAGUAAGUUUAUAGCAUUAUUUUGCCCUUCGUUUAAAACAGAUUUUAACUUGAGAUUUCUGGUGUACUAUUUUAAAUUCAUUAGUUUAAAUCUGAAGUCUUCAUCCUCUAGGAUUACAUUUAUCAAACUUAAAUAUAUUUUGGGUUAAAAUGAUGCAGGAUGGUGGUCAUUUUAUAUUUCAUCUUAAUAGUAGGCCUGAAAAUUUAAUUAAAGAAUUCCAUAUGCUAAAGUCUCAAGUGAAGUUUGUCAUCCAAACACAUUCCAGUCAUAAUCUGUCAUGUGAUCUAUCUUAUACAAUGAAGCAGAUAAUUAUUUGCGUGCAUGCUGAAGAGAAACACAAACAGAUAAAUUAUUCCAUUUCAGCAUAUCCAUCUCUUUGGAAUAAUGAUCUGCAAAUUUAUUUGUUCAAAUACAUCAAUAAGAUGCAAGCACUUUCAUGACAAAUAUACAGAAAAAAGGGAUCAACACAGAACAGUAACCUAGUUUAA